CUCAUUCUCCCUUUCGUCAUGCCUCGUCGUCGUCGUCCUUUUUUCCUCUUUCUUUCGGUCCUUGGCUUAUUUCUAUUUGGAACUGUCAUCGUCCUCUCUUCAAUCACAUACUACCUUGCUAUCGACCCCAGUGCGUAUCUCUCUGAAUUAGAUGUCCCAAUACUCGAAAACAAUGUUCGUUGGAAUGCUUCGGAGCAUGGCCAAGUCGAACGCAUACCCCGUAUACUUCAUCAGACAUGGAGAACCAAGAAAGUACCGCAGCGCUGGAGGAGCAUUUCUCAGGAGUGUCGAGAAAUGAUGCCGGACUACGAAUACAUGCUCUGGUCGGAUGAAUCUUCACGGCAGUUCAUUGCUGAACAUUAUCCAUGGUUUUUGGACACGUAUAACGACUAUCAGUAUAACAUUCAGCGAGCCGACGCGAUACGUUAUUUCGUAUUGAACCAUUACGGCGGAGUUUAUCUCGACUUGGAUAUCGGUUGCAUGCACCCACUCGAUCCUCUUCUCAUUCACCCCGUCAUUCUACCCAAAACUAUCCCCGUCGGCGUGUCUAACGAUUUGAUGUUUGCAGAGAAAGGCCACCCAUUCCUCGCCCAAACCAUUCAUAACCUCGUCACAUUCGACCAUUCCUGGAUUCUAAACUACCCGACCGUCAUGUUUUCUACGGGCCCCAUGUUCCUGUCCGCGCAGUAUGGGAUCUUCACUUCUGCACACGGUACUGAUGACCCUAUUCGAAUCUUGCCAAAGUUCUUGUACGGGAAGAAUGCAAGGGAGGGCGAGGCGCCCAAUGCCUUCUUUUCACAUUUCUACGGAAGCAGUUGGCAUGCGGAUGACGCGGCUUUCAUUGGAUUUUUGGGAAAUUGGGGCAAAUCCCUUUUGUGGAUUGGGCUCGUGGUUCUAUUCUUCGGACUGGUGGUAAUCGGUGUCCCUGGUCGAAGGCAUCGUUACACACUCAGGCGAAUCGGUGGAUACGAUGUUCUCUUCCCCAGGCGUUCACAAAGGACGGGACACUGGCAUGUGCACCUCCCCAGGUCGGCGACGGCAUCAACUUCAUCCACCGCCCCGUCUACACCGGAAGACAGUGCCCCGGGCUCACCCAUAGAUUCUGACGUUCCUGUUCCCGUUCUCCACCUUCCCUUCGACAUGUCACCCUCCUCUCCUGGCUCAUCAGAGCUGUCAUUCUCCACCGACUCCUACACGGGACGCGAAGCAUUCGCUGGCCAGAGUCGCGCGUCACCCGUUCUCGAUACGGUACGCCGGGUACGAAAUAAGAUGGCGUCUUUGACAGGUCUUCGUGAUCCCAUUGAUGGCCGUAAAUCACACUCCCAUCGCCCAAGAAGACAUCGUAGUGGUGCCAGUCGUGGAGUCAUGUUCUUCCUUCCUGCGAUAUUCGCUCAAUCUCAUGAUUUGGAACUCGGCCAGGACAAUGAGGUUCCAUUAUUCACCAGACCAAUAAUCCGUCGCUCGUCACGAAACCGUUUGGAUCGACAAUGUUACACAGAUGAAGAUUCGCCAGGGUCUUCGCAGGAUGCUGAACAACAUGGUCAGCUGAUCGACCUCGGCAGUGAGGGCGAUGCUGAUUUAUCAAAUCCGUUUGUUCCGAGAACAACUGAAACGUCGCCGCAUUCUCUUUUAUCAUGAACUUUAGAUGCGCUCUACAUGGAUCGAUACCAGAUAUAAUUAAACUAUACCCUACGAUUAUUGAUUGAUACUACGUGCAAGGACGAACAAUUCUCUGCGAGGUCCCAAAAUUAAAAAUUACUCGUACCUUAUUUUAAAUUUGCCAAGGACAAAUCACCAUUGGUUUUUUCCCUACAGGGACAUCAUUCAAGCAAAUCAUCAAAGCUUUGAUACAUAAAAUGCGACCGUUCUUUUGUACUUGACAACAUUCACUUCCCUACUACAGUCCUUUUCAUAUAUAUUGAUAAGAAAAACAUGGCUCCAGCUGC
Messenger RNA from Marasmius oreades (fairy-ring Marasmius), 1946 nucleotides. RefSeq lists its product as uncharacterized. Gene Ontology annotation, molecular function: mannosyltransferase activity. Gene Ontology annotation, biological process: mannosyl-inositol phosphorylceramide biosynthetic process. The coding region runs from base 19 to 1638 and encodes 539 amino acids. The transcript is spliced from 3 exons. The record is from RefSeq and is a predicted model, not a curated record. Lineage: Eukaryota; Fungi; Basidiomycota; Agaricomycetes; Agaricales; Marasmiaceae.